AAUUACUAUAAGUUGGAACUGAAACUCAAUUUCUGAGUGUCAACUUGUUCAUGUGACGCUACACGUUCACAAAGUGAUACUGCCAUGAUGACUUUUCUGUGUGUUCUAUGGUUCGCAAUCUUCACCCUUAUAGAUGCAGGUUCAAGUCAUCAGUGUUACAGCUGCGAAGGCACCGAAAGCCAGCUCUACACACCCGCCCAGUGCAGUCAGAAUCAAGUCAAUACCACUUGCCUUGGUCAAGACGAUAUUUGUAUGCAUGUUAGGGCCACUUACCGAGAGUACAACGAAACCACGGAGGUGGAAUUUAAAGGUUGUGUACCCGUAGACAGCCUUACAUCGAAAUACAACGAGAUCUGUAACCAAUCUAAAGGGGUCAUAGAGUGCAGCCACGUUUGCUGCCGAGAGAACUUAUGUAAUGAGAAUAUCAAUCAGGGUGAAGGCUGUCUGAAAUGUGACUACUGCCCUGGGUCCGAGGAAAGUCUCGUUUUUAACCAUUCUACUCCUUUAAAUACGUCUUACACGAGUCAUCAGUGUAACGAUGAGUCAGAAACAAUGAUUUGCCCACCUUGGAAUUUCUGCGUCAGAUUGUACAGAAAAUUCCAAAACUUUGAAGUGGAACGGCGUUUUUGCACCUCUAAGGAGCACUGCGACGAUCUCAAUGAACUUUGUCGGGGACCCAAUACCAGGAAUGAUACAUAUUGCCAUGUUCGAUGUUGUCAGCAUGACAUGUGCAAUUCGACUUCGUGUGUUCACCUAGCACUACUUUCCAUUUUUGCUGCAGUAUUAUUUGGUAUGCUCAGCGGGUAGGAAAAUAUCAUUUGGUAUGAAACAAGCUUUUUUGAACAUUUAUUUACUUCACUGCAUAUCUACUCUAACCCAGAAUAACAAAAUAUACGUCUUAUCUAUGGUGGGAGUUUUCCCUUUGUCCUCGCGUUGCUUUCUUUCCGAAUUUUUUCCUUAAUUAUCAAAAAAUGUAAUUGAUUAAUUGUUGAAAAGUAAUUUUCAACAGCCCGGCGAAAACACUCGAUCAUGUUCUAGACUCGCUUCGCAAGCACUCCUUAGGCUACCUGAACCACAGGCAAAAGUCGAUUUUCUCUCUCUACCGAGGGUGGAACGGUCAAUUUUGCUUGAGUAUAUCACUAUGGAGUAAGAGGUUUUUCACUAUAGGGCUGCAUUGGGUAAGUAAAUCGUAUGUAAAUUAAUUGACUAUACCACUCAAAGUGCAGAGAAAAUUGACCUUGUACCCAAGCCUCUUCCGUGACCGUGAACAGUCUUUGCAUCCAAACAUAGGCAGAAAGAAACGAAAUUGGAAAGGCAGGUGGAAAACGCUCGUUUUACCCUGAACCUAUUCCUAGCGUAAUGCGCGGGGACUUUGGAAUUGAGACAUUCCUAACGAGCAAUGAUCUUAGAUUGUAAACUGAGGGUUAAAAAAAUAGUCAAUCAGAUGGAUUUUCUGGGCGCAAACCGCCUCCGCGUGGACAACAGUUGAAAUCCUAGAGUGUAGCAUGACAGCACGGGGGCCCAAGCUCUUUGUGAGAGGAUAAUAUGUAAAGCUCCGCUCUGUAACCCCGUAAGUAAUACAGCAAAUAAAUUCUAACCUUCAGAUAG
Pocillopora verrucosa is the source of this 1608-nucleotide messenger RNA. The record is from RefSeq and is a predicted model, not a curated record. Lineage: Eukaryota; Metazoa; Cnidaria; Anthozoa; Scleractinia; Pocilloporidae.